UACAAUUUCUAGUAACAGUCUUUGUGCUACAGAAUAGCAGUACAUGACUUAAAUAAUAUUAUGGCGGGCUUAAAGAUCUGUAUCAUAGCAGUUCUGACGUUGCAGGUUGCUAAGGAUGGUGUAUUUUCGUGUACAUUGCGAAGUCAUAAACAUGGUUCAUCUCAUGCAUGUUUGCCAUCGACAUCUGAUUCUACUCCUAUACUAAAUCUCACACCGGAUUCGAAGCCGCAUUCAAUAUCUCCUCCUUGUGGUUCUUCGGGUAGCCCGAGCUCUUGUUCACCGAGUGUUCGUGAAAAUGGUACAGCUAUUUCUUCUACGCCAACCCUUUCUCCAGAUAUGUCUUCACCAGGAUCAAAAUCAUUAUUACCACCUACGCCAUCAGCACCUUCUAAUAAUACGGACAUUUUAAAUUCUAUAAUUCAACUUUUGUCGUCUCCAGCAUAUUCUACUUUACAGGCAGGUAAAGCACCAACUUCUGAUAAAUCAAUCUUACCCUCUUCAUCUACAUCGAAUGCAGCACAAUUGCCCGCUUUUGUUUCAAAGCCACAAACAACAUCUUCACCAUGUGCAUCAGACUCCUCCUCAAGUUCUUCAAGCAUUUUACCAAAUCCGUCAUGUGGUCCAGCCCAGUCCAUUUUUAGCACCGUUCCGACUCCACAGUUGUCAAAUUCAGCAUCAACACCGCCUUCUGUUACUAAUACUGACAUCAUAAAUUUUUUGCUCAAUAUGUCGUCUUUAGUAUCGUCGCCUUCACCUCCAUCUACUUCUAAACCGAUGCCUUUCUCACCACCUUGUCAUCUAUUAACGCCAACGUUAAAUAAAAUCGUGGUUCCAGGUACAAAACCAUGUGUUAUAUCACACCAUGUUACGCCUUCAUUGAGUAUAUUACCACGUAUACCACAUGGUUCAUUCUCGCCACCUAACCAUCAAUUUCAUGAAGUACUUCCAGUACCAGCUCCUGAGAAAUCCCCCACACUAACUCCAGCGUCAUUUCCAGAGCAUGGACCAGAAACCGCACCAGAAGAAUUUCCAGCUGCAAGUAAUGUGCCAGUUUCAAUACCAGUAGUAACUGAAGUUGAAACUCCAUCUUUAAUUUUUGGUUAUAAUCCAGUCCUUAUAAAUCUUUUACUGAAAUUAUUACAGUCCAAUCAAGCACAAACGGUUUCAUCUUCUCCUUUAAUACCAACUAAAACUUAUGAUAUACACGCGCCAAACGUAACUCCUGUAUCUGUUCCAAAUAUAAAGCCACAUACUAUUUCACCUGCUUGUUCAUCGUCUGAUUCGACAAUUCCUUGUUUAUCAAAUGCCUUACAUAAUCAAUCAAAUAGUUCGAUUACUCCUCUUCAACAAAUAAUGACGUCUUUGACACCUCUACCUGUUUCAGGCAUAUCUUCUGGUUUUAAUCCAGAAUUUAUGAAAUUAGUUAUUAAAAAUUUGUUAUCUAAUCAAAAUUCUUCUUUAACUCCAUUGUCGUCAUUAAUUCCACUUAUCCAGGCUAAAUUAAAUACCACUUCUACCCCUAGUCCAAUACCAACGUCUACUUUUAAUAGACCACUAUCCGAGUCAAAUUCUAAUGUAUUCAAUACAUCGUCAAAUAAUACAUUUGAUUCAGCUCCUGGUCCCGCCGACACAAAUCAAAAUUUAUCAAUUAAUAAUAAUCAGGAUCUCACAAAUAUUUUAAUCAAGCUUAUGACCUCUUCCAAUGCUUCAAAAACGUCCCUCGUUCCAUGUUCAUCAUUACCAAUCUCAUAUUUUGGUUCUACAUUAAAUACUACUUCAUCAUCACCUGUUCUUUGUAUACCAUCAAUGUCAGAUAUUUUAAGUCAAUUUCCUAGUUAUAAACCCGAUUCAAAACCAUCUUUAUCUAGUCUAAUCUCAAAUCCCAUUAUUACACCGUUAUCAAAUAUAAAGUCAUUUCCUGAACGAGUACCAAAUUUAAUUCCAACACCUACCUCGUAUCCUAUACCGCCGUCAUCGGAUAUUAACUUAUGCCGUUCGAAACACAAAGAACUACUAAAAUUGUCUAGUAUGACAUCAACUGGUGUCAACCCAUGCCUUCAAAAUGUUAAACGACCGCACACACCACAUUUACCAUUACCAUGCUCACUACCGAAUACUAAAUUAAGUUCUGGUUGUAAGCAUUUAUCACCCGCCAUCUAAUUAAAUUAAAUUAUAUUUGAUAUAAAAUGUAAUAUUGGGCAACAUUGACUGUUAUAAAAAUUAUAAAAAGUUAUAUAUAAAUUAGGAACAAUUAAUUUUGUAAUAUUAUAUGGUUGUUAAUUUGUUAUAAAUUAAAAUAACGAUUUAGUAUAUUAUCGUUUAGGUAUAUUAUGUAAUAUAAUCAUAAAUAAUAUGCUAAAUUUAUUCUUUAUUUAAUUAUGUUAUUUAUUAUAUUUGAAAUAAAAUGUACCACCAGGAGUAUAAAAUAAUAUAAUUUAUCAUUAUUAAAUACUUUAAUUUUAUCUAAAUUUUGGUAAGUUUAUUUUGAAUCAAAUUUAGUUACAACGUUACAAGAAAUAAUUGUUUUGAACAUUUUAAAGUAAAUACUUAAAAAAUUAAUUAAUAUGAAUUGUUUAUUAUUAAAACUAUAUGUAGAACUACUAAAACUGCAACUACUAGAACUGCAGGAUCAAAUAAACGAGUUGAUAAACACUAAUUAGUAAUUAUGUAUUAGGUAAUUUAUUAUACUAUCAACAUAUUAAUAUAUUAUUGUAACCAUCGUUUAAUAUCCUAGUACCUAACCGCUAACCUGCAGUAUUAUAGGUACGCAGUACUACUAAUAAUUACUAUAGACAUUAUAGUAAUAUGACCGAUAUAUGCUAUACAUUAUAAAAAAAAAAAAGAACCAUCUUAUUAUCAAAAUUGUAUAUUUUGUAAAUGAAAAAAAAUUGUAUAAUCAGCCCCCCCCCUCAAAAAAAAAUUCGCUCUACACAAAAGCAUUUCAUCGACUAUUUUUUUGUAGUUUUCAAAUUUGUUAUUUAAAUUAUAAAAAAGAAAUAAAAUAUAUUUGUAUUUUUAAUUAGUUGAUUUAAGUUUGACUCACCUUAAAUUGUAUUACUUUGUAAGAUGAACAGCUUUCUUUUAUUAAUACUUCACAAAUAAAAAUUAUUGUAAUUAUGAGUUUUUAAAACGAAAAACCAGUUAGCAUUUUGUAAUAUGAUUAUGUAUUAAAAUUUAUAUUUUGUUA
Molecule: messenger RNA, 3187 nt
Organism: Rhopalosiphum padi (bird cherry-oat aphid)
Lineage: Eukaryota; Metazoa; Arthropoda; Insecta; Hemiptera; Aphididae
Exons: 2
Coding region: 61-2160 (699 amino acids)
Source: RefSeq, a predicted model, not a curated record